AUGGCAGUCACCUUCGAUGCUCAAUUUUCCGAUCAGCUCUUCAGCCGAAUUGUCCAACAUUCGCUCUGGGAGCGUCUCCCAUCAUCGACACCAUUGAAAUGGUUGAAACCGAAGGUCGACAAGGAAGGCAUCAUCCGUGUCGGUGGGAGACUCGGAAAUGCCAACGUCUCUGAAGAAGUGAAGCAUCCGAUUGUUCUUUCGUCCAAACACCCUCUAUCCGCUCUGCUGGUCAUGCACUAUCACCAAGUUCUACUCUACGCUGGUCCCCAGCUGAUGCUCGCCACGAUUCGCCAGAAGUAUAGGAUCAUCGGUGGUCGGAACCUUGUUCGCCGCACGUAUCACCAGUGCCAUAAGUGCUUUCGUAUCAAACCUGUGCUGGUGCAGCAGAGUAUAGCCGAUCUACCGACAUCACGAGUCACACCGUCGAGGCCAUUCGCUACAUGUGGGAUCGACUACUGCGGCCCCGUAUACAUCAAGUCCCCGGUUCGCAACCGGGCACCAACCAAGGCGUACAUAGCCAUUUUUGUAUGUUUCGCUACCCGUGCCGUUCACAUUGAACUCGUUUCCGAUUUGUCUACGCCGGUCUUUCUGGCCACCCUCCGCCGUUUCGUCGCUCGUCGUGGAAGGAUGAGUGAAAUUCAUAGCGACAAUGGCACCGCCUUCAAGGGUGCAGCAAAUGAGCUACACAGAAUCUACGAGAUGCUGAAGACAAACCAAGCCGAUCGGAAGCAGAUUCAAGACUGGUGCGCGACAAACGAAGUCGUUUGGCGGUUCAUCCCUCCCCGCGCCCCAAACUUUGGCGGUCUGUGGGAGGCAGCCGUCAAGUCUGCCAAAAACCACCUGUUGCGCGAAAUCGGUCAUGCCAAUAUCACCUAUGAGGACAUGUGUACUCUAUUAACACAGAUAGAGAUGUGCCUCAACUCCAGACCUCUAGUUCCGAUUCCAACCGACCCAGCAGAUCUGGAAGUUUUGACUCCAGGACAUUUCUUGGUCGGAACCAGCCUUCAAGCCAUCCCGGAUCGCAAUCUGUGCGACAUCCCGGACAACCGUCUGACCCACUUUGAGUUGACCCAGAAACGAUUCUAA
Armigeres subalbatus is the source of this 1086-nucleotide messenger RNA. RefSeq lists its product as uncharacterized. NCBI's taxonomy places the organism in Eukaryota, Metazoa, Arthropoda, Insecta, Diptera, Culicidae. The record is from RefSeq and is a predicted model, not a curated record. The coding region runs from base 1 to 1086 and encodes 361 amino acids. Gene Ontology annotation, biological process: DNA integration. The transcript has 2 exons. Gene Ontology annotation, molecular function: nucleic acid binding.